This is a messenger RNA of Macrosiphum euphorbiae (potato aphid), 381 nucleotides long. The record is from the annotation of a GenBank genome assembly. NCBI's taxonomy places the organism in Eukaryota, Metazoa, Arthropoda, Insecta, Hemiptera, Aphididae.
AUGUUCCGCAAAUUCCGUCCAAUUAUGUUACAGAAUCAAGUUCUGCAUUUAAGUGGUAAAAAGGAUGGAAAACAAGAUAAAUCAAAACAGCAAAAACCAGAGUGCGUGUGUAUGUGCCCUCCACAUUACAAAAUACUUACUAUGGACGAUAUGCAAUUGCCGUAUGGUAAUUGGAAAGAACAAUAUCAAAAGAGAAACAGAAAAUACAGUACAAUAUUCUUGUUUGGUUUGAUUUCAUUGAUUGGUUCUAUUACAGUUCUAAACAAAUCAUGUAUAUUUUUUAAUGCAUUUCCACCUCCUUAUCCCUUCGAUAAAGAAGAUAUAUUUGAAUGUGCUGAUGAUGAUGAAGACUGUGAAUUUGAAUGUGAAUGUGAAUGUUAG